This is a messenger RNA of Phytophthora nicotianae INRA-310, 219 nucleotides long. RefSeq lists its product as hypothetical. The record is from RefSeq and is a predicted model, not a curated record. Bases 1 to 219 code for a protein of 72 amino acids. Lineage: Eukaryota; Oomycota; Peronosporomycetes; Peronosporales; Peronosporaceae. The transcript has a single exon.
AUGGUGAUCUACGCCGGAUCUUCCUGCCUGCAACGGAAGGAGAGUCAAAGAUCCAAGCGACUGUGCCAGAUGAACCCGAUCGUGCUGCAUCCAGCCAAACUCCGCCACCGCGAGACCCGAACCCCGGCCAGAGAUCUCCACACGGACGCCCUCAGUUCCAACGCUGCACUCACUGCGGUUCACACCGCCAUGACGAUCUGCACUGCUGGAAGAGGCUGA